AUGGUGUUGUUCCUAUCUUCUUUUGCCUUGGUCCUGCAGGCGCGUUGGGGCUUGUCGCUGGGGACACCUCAUGCUUCAAUCAACAACACCAGUGCCAAGCUGACGGGCAAGACACUGCAGUUGGCAUGGUCCAACGGCCAACACAAUAGCUGGAAACUUUCCCAGUUGGACCUUUUGGGAAUAACAACCGUGCAGACUCCGAAUAGCAGCUAUGGAAUUUUCUCCGAUUAUGCUACUGUAGCACCCAGCACCAGCAGCGUGGAGAUUGGCGCGGCGGGUAACUACACUAAACUGCAGAUGUACAACGUCUCUGCGGUCGGGCAAGACGCUCUCCAGUUCGCAACUGAAAAUGAUGCCGGUGUGUACACUGCCCUGUGGAGCAUAAACUCCACAUACGGAUUCGAAGCUAUUACCGUUGACAUUAGCUGGACACCCAAAUCGACGGGGUGGUAUUCGCUACUCAGUCCUACGGUCGCAACGGUAGAAGAUACGCACCUGAAAAGUGGAGUGAUUCCCGGAUAUUGGACAUCUUCGAUAAUUGAGGCAAACAACCAGCUGGCCCGACAUUGGAGUAUUGGCGUGCCGCAAGUGCCCAUGAUCAGCGUGGAAGCUAGCACCACCAGUCUCGUUUCAAUUAUUGAGGAUUCCGGAAGCAAUCUCACAUACGCUGUCGUUGCCGAUCCAUCGCUUGCGCGCGAUCCCUGGCAGUCGAAUGCGAUCACUCAAACAGUUUGGCAAGUGGGAAUGUCCUUGCGCAAUUUUGACGGGGCCCUGAGCCCAACUGCGGUCUAUCCAAUUCUGGGCCAGGUAAAAUCGCGUGUUACUGGUGGAACGUCCUUGACUGCUAGAUUCUGGCUUCUGCUGUCCAGGGAAGAUGGGUGGUUCGAAGUGAAUAAGAAGGUCACGCAGGAUAUCUACCCUCUUCGAGACUAUGUCAAUAAGGCUGAUAAUUUGGAAUCUUUGUCUCAUCGAAUGCAAAGAAUCCGCAAUUUCCUGGUUACUCCUGCUUCUCAGUGGCACCUUUGGCAGGCCAUGGGACUUACUGUCGGAGCUGAGUCCACUAAAAUCUCUGACGUCGGCGCCAUGUGGAUGGUUGAUGCUAUUUCAGAGGACCCCAUCGUCCAAAACCAACGUCUACCAUAUGCGCGGAACUUCAAGUUGGCUCAACAGGCAACAACGGGACCAUUCGCUGGCGCAGUUCUCGGGGAAUACGCUCAAGGACAAGGAGCCUCGGGCACAUUCGUCUCUGAGCUCAUUCACGCGGGCAUAAGCAGUGUCGACUACGUGCCACCCAUGUCCACCAACUUCUACGCUUUAGCAGAUAUGGGAAAUAUUCUCCUAUUUUCGCCGAAUGACACAGAACUCGUUUCGCGUGUGCAGCUUGCAGCUGAUAAAAUGUUAAGCUGGCAGUAUACUAAUGGCAGUUUCUCAGUCGGUUACAUCAAAACACAACCGACGGUCGAGCUAUACCCUCAGCUGACAGACUACCGUGCGACGUGGUACGGAUUUAUACCAGCAUACAAGAUUCUUGGACAGAAGAAAUACCUCAAAGCAGCCGAGCAAGGGGCCAGCUGGUACAUUCACAAUGCCGUUCAACAGGGUAACUUUCUCGGCGUGUGCGACGACUCCUAUGUCAUUCGUGACUUCCAUGUCAUCUUUGGCGCACAGGCACUUCUCGAUCUGCACGAGAUUACAUCAAAUGAAACUUAUCGCGAAGCCGCUAUUCAGGUUGCUCGAUACUACACCCUCCACAUCAUAAACCACCCUGUUGUUGAUGACCGGGUAAGAAGUAGUGGUGGUCAACCCUUACAAGACUGGCAGAUUAGUCAAGUUGGUAUGAAUACUGAACAUCCAGGGUAUUCUGGUAGCGUUAAUGAAGCCGGCCCAAUAACGCUGGCCAGCCAUGCCGGUGCAUUCGUGCGCUUCUAUGAACUGACCGGUGAGCAAUUAUUCCUCGACCUGGCUCGAGCCGCAGCAAAAGGCCGCGAUGCCCUGGUCGACCCUACUAGUGGUAUACCUUCAUACUACUGGUCCCAGGGCCAUUCGUCGGCAUCGAGGUUCCCAUGGCAUGGAUGGUGGCAUCUCGGAUGGGUCACCGACUACCUCUUGUCGGAAGCGCAUGUUCGAUCCAAAGGUCAGAUUAGUUUCCCACAGGGCUUUAUGACUGCCAAGGUUGGUUCGCACAAACCGUAUGGUUUCGAGGCUGGAACUAUAUAUGGGCAGACUGCGCGUUUAUGGAUGCCGGUCAACUUAAUGAAUGUUAGCGGACCUGACGUCGAUUUCAUCACGGCAGUCUCAGAGCAGAAAGACCGAUUGUAUGUCAUACUCCUGAACGAAGCACUGACUGAAAAACAAGUGGACUUGAGUCUCAACCCACGUGGCGUGUAUAGUGGUCAAUUCGCUACAUGUGGCAAAUGGAAAGGACUUGUAGGAGACAUCAAAAAAACAAGAAACAAUGCCUGGACAGCCACAAUCCCAGGCCUCAGCCAUUCUGUCCUCGAAAUUGAUAUCGCCUUGCAUCGAGACCCAAAGGGCCCCGAAUUCCGGAAUUUUACCAUCUCAACAUCUGCCCCGGGAGAAUUCAUGGUCAAUUGGGAAUUUUGGGCUAAUGCUACCAGCUGGACACAAUGGCGUAUCAACACAACCUCGAAGUGGAACUCAACUCCUGCACAAUUUGGCUAUAAUUUCACCAGAACAGUCAAUUUAACGGACAUGGGCGUGAAUUCGUCUUCCAUCGACGUCAGGAUUGCCACAAACAUAGGCAGUUCAACUUCCACUGGAUACUCAGAUCCGGUCACAUAUACUUUAUGAACUAGGCAUCAUAUAUGGAUAUUAUUACUGUUCCGCCCCUCUAUCAUUUUGC
Messenger RNA from Talaromyces proteolyticus, 2863 nucleotides. RefSeq lists its product as uncharacterized. The record is from RefSeq and is a predicted model, not a curated record. The transcript has a single exon. The coding region runs from base 1 to 2811 and encodes 936 amino acids. Gene Ontology annotation, biological process: carbohydrate metabolic process. NCBI's taxonomy places the organism in Eukaryota, Fungi, Ascomycota, Eurotiomycetes, Eurotiales, Trichocomaceae.